This is a messenger RNA of Bicyclus anynana (squinting bush brown), 2246 nucleotides long. RefSeq names its product histone-lysine N-methyltransferase SMYD3 (gene Smyd3). The record is from RefSeq and is a predicted model, not a curated record. Gene Ontology annotation, cellular component: nucleus. Gene Ontology annotation, molecular function: protein binding. The transcript has 9 exons. Bases 419 to 2020 code for a protein of 533 amino acids. Lineage: Eukaryota; Metazoa; Arthropoda; Insecta; Lepidoptera; Nymphalidae.
UGACAUUGACUGUAAAAUUUCAAAACAAAUUCAGCUGCUUCAGGCUUCAGCUUUUCUAUUUCAGAUUGAAAGAAAUAAAAAUGUAUCUGGCAAAGCUGCACGCUAAAAUUAGGAUAUGUUUUGUUUGUUUUUUACUGUGAUGUGAUGUUUGUCGUCGCGAUUGUGGGCGCAUCUCCCCUAUAAAUAAUGUAACCGAAUGUUGAAUGGAUAUUUUUAGAUUCGCAGGUAGAACUAGUUAAGACUGGAGCCAAUAUUUUGAGCUUACUUGCGUAGCUGAUCGCUAGCAAUUUUACAUUCCACACAUCUGCGAAUACGCAGCAGACUUCCUGAGUUAUAUCAUAAGGUUUCAAUAACUAAAUAACCUAGAAGUUAAUUACCGUUAUACCUCAGUAUAAAGCAAUAUAAUUAUAAAAUUAAUAUGAAAAAUAAGUUCAAGAUAGGCAACACAGCGGUGAAAGCCGGUGAUCUUAUUUUAACGGAAGAACCAUUUGCCUAUGUGUUGUCUUCUAAGGAAAAUGGAAACCGAUGUGAUAAUUGCCUUAAACAAUGCAAAGUACUCAAGUGUUCAGUCUGUCAGUUUGUCCAUUACUGUGGGAGAACUUGCCAAAGGGAUGCUUGGAAUGAUCAUAAGUGGGAAUGUUCAAAUCUGAAGAGAGUAGCACCAAAAGUCGUCCCUGAUGCAGCCCGCAUGUUGGCGAAGAUCAUUCAUCGCAUACAGCGUGGCGAUGGCGGCACUGUCAAGGCAUUUUAUAAUGACACCUCGUUUAGGAUGUGGAAAGACCUUAUGUCUCAUUACACAGAUUUGAAAGCAGACAAAAAGAGGAUGGAUCACUUCACUUCACUGUGUGUAGUACUUUUUGAAUUCUUAAAAGACAUUUCAAUGCCUAACACUGUUGAGUUGAUGGGGUUGUAUGGAAGAAUGGUUAUAAACAGUUUCACGAUACUGGACAUAGACAUGAACUCGAUAGGCACCGGCGUCUACUUGGCCUCCUCCAUCAUCGACCACAGCUGCAACCCCAACGCCGUCGCCACAUUUGACGGGAAGACAAUCAACAUUCGAGUUACGAAAGACAUGCCUUGUUUGGAUUGGAAGAAGAUCCGUAUAUCCUACAUCGACAUGAUGAAGACCCCCAUAGAGCGUCAGACGGAGCUGCAGCAGAACUAUUACUUCUUGUGCAUGUGUGACAGGUGCAUGGAUGAAAACCACUUAAAAUACGUCCACUCGGCAAAAUGUCUCAACUCCAAAUGCAAUAAUCCUGUGAACAUACCUUGGAAAGAAAACUUAGUGUUAGUCAAGAAACCUGAAAGAAAAAUUGAGAAAACAAUAGAAAAUGGAAUAUGUGACGAAAAAGCUACUACUAUUAAUGGAGAAAACACAAAUGACAUUGCUAAAGACUCAGUACAAAAAUGUGAAAUAAACAAUGAUAUAGGAUUAGAAAAAGUAGAAAAUGUAGGAGCAAACAAAAAUGGAGAAUAUGGUGAGAAAAUUACAAAUGGUAUUGAUAAAAUGGAGAAUAAAGUGCAAGACAAAGGCAUAUGUUGUGAGGAAUGUAAUACAGAAUAUACAGAAAAACAUGUUGAAGUGUUUGUGAAGACUAUGGAAUUUAGUGAACUACAUUUACAGAAUAUGAAGGAAACUUCUGUAGCGUAUGUGGACAUAUGUAAAUACUGUCUUGAAAGGCAAGAAGGUGUAUUGCACCCCCUCAAUGUGAUGUAUGCGCAAACUCUCGACAACGCUUUUGAUGCUCUGAUACAAGUUCAGUUGUGGGAGACUGCCCGCGGCUAUGCUGAGAAACUUAUACCAUGUUUUAGAUUUUACUAUGGCAAUGUGCAUCCUUUAGUGGGUUUGCUACAUUUAAAGUAUGGAAAGAUUUUGUUGUACAAAAUGUGUCUGCAAGAGGCAUUCAGUCAGUUCCAACAAGCGGAAAAGAUAUUAAAAAUCACACACGGAGAAAGACACCCUUUAUACAGGGAACACUUACUGCCACUGAUCAGCCAAACUAUUUUAGAAUCAGAAUAAUUUCUUGAUUUAUCAAGAAUUAAUUAUAAGAUCCAAUAAUUAUUUCUAUUAAACUAACAUUUUUAGUGUAGGUAAAUAGCAUUUCCUAUAAAUAAUUAGAUUGUAAGCGUCAUAAAAUUGUUAAGGUUAUUUCAAAUAGUCAAUUAUUUGUCAUCAAGCAAUAAGGCUGUGUAUGCAAUACAAUGUAUUUGUUUUAAGUUUAGAUGAAUAGAGAAUUUAAAACCAA